Spinacia oleracea (spinach) is the source of this 837-nucleotide messenger RNA. RefSeq lists its product as uncharacterized. Lineage: Eukaryota; Viridiplantae; Streptophyta; Magnoliopsida; Caryophyllales; Amaranthaceae. The record is from RefSeq and is a predicted model, not a curated record. The transcript is spliced from 3 exons. The coding region runs from base 163 to 591 and encodes 142 amino acids.
UACGAGAAAAAAUAUAGCCUCAUCUAAAUCGGCCUUUGUUUCGCUUACCUCUUCCUGCUCAAACUCAACUGACAAUAUUGAGAGACGAGAGGAAAGGAUUUACGAUUUUCAAACUUUUCGAUAAAACUGGAAGCCAGCGACAAUCUCUCCCAAGACUCAAGGAUGAACAAGAUGAAGUUUGCAAGUUUUGGGCAGUGCUACCUCCAUGUGCAGUACCUGCUGGCUUCCCUGAUGCUAAUCUAUGGUUUUACAACGCAGUUUUCAUCAAACCCGAAUACGUCGCAAGUUGGGAAUGUUGCUCUCGCAGUUGGAUUUUUACUCAUUAUGCUCAUCAAUCUAUAUGAUUUGAUAUGUAGUAUAAUAGGAUUUGGUAACCAGUCUUCAAAAGUAGAGCUUUUGAUGGAUCUUGAGUCUGCAAUUCCAACUAUUCGUUUUGUUGGGGCACUACUCUCACUUGGAUCCAUGAUCACAAAUCAGGGACAAGCUUCUAUGGUGUGGUUUGGAGUGGUAGGAAGCUUCUUGAUCUUCAUAGGAGGAUUGUUGAACACCUUUAGGGUAUUGAAGAUGAACCAGAUGCAACGACAACAAUAGUGAAGAUGUGAAGAACUUUUUACCUGUUAAUUUAGUGAAGAUAGUGAAGGUUAUGUAGCUAACAAGGAAGAAUGUAUGUGAAUCAUAUGAUGGUUUGACAUUUGGUGUUGACUAAUUGUUAAAACUGUUAGUCGUCUAUUACUUAAUACGAAGUAAUUAAGUUUGUUGCAAUUAGACAAUUAGUGGUGGUGUAAAUUUACACUUUUCUUUAAAUUUGCAAAAAAAAUACACUGUGAUUUCUAGGUA